AUGGGGCCCUGCAUGCGUUGUGGUGAAGCUUUAGCUGCAGUGGGGGUGAGUAGAGGGGGGAUUGCGAUGUAGAUUGACUGCAGCACUCAGCUCUACACUCCCAUCACUUUGAUGAAUGACCUAAUAGACUACAUUGUUGUUGUCUUGCUGUUAGUGUUGAGUUGGUUUAGUCCUCCCCUGUGGAAGUCCGAACGUGCAAGUCAGUGUGGCUGCUGGCCUUCUAGUCAGGACUACAGUGAUGUUCAGCUCUCUUCACUGGCAGAGGAAUUCUCUUUUAUUCCAGUCGCGUGUCUUUGUGUGUUUGCGCACAAUGUAGUGAGCCGCAAGAGUGAACACGGUCUAGCACCAAGCCCUAAUCCCCAACUGUGUUUGUAUGUAUGAAUGUAUGAGAGGAUGAGACAGAGUGAGUGAGUCUCUCAUGAGUGAAUGCGUGUGUAGGAGAAUGAGAGAGAGUUUGUGUGUGUGUCAGAUCAUGUGAGCAGGGCUGUGUGUGUGAGGAGAUGGGUGUCGUCAGUAGUUUUGCUAGCUCCCUAGGGGGGUUUGGUCCAUCACAUGCAGACUGCACUAUGCAUGUCCCCAUCAUUCUCCCAGCUAUUAAAAUCUAUUAAGCCAUGCAGAACAAGCCAGGCUUUUAUCUUUGAUGAAUUAUCUUGAAACCCAAGACUCUUUGUCUUUCCCUCUGCUAUGUCUAUGGAAAAGCCAUUGGCUGUACCUGUAGCUCGAGGUGUGUGUAUGUGUGUGGUCGUAGAGGACAAUUUGGUUUGAAAAGACACAAUCAGUAAAAAGGACAGUAAUCAGCCAUUCUAAAUAGUUAGGCAGCCCAUAGAUGUUACUGUUCAGUCAGUCUUGGGUUUGUUCAGGAUGCAUGCUAUCAGUGUGACCCUGUGCAGUAUGUGAGUUGAAGAGAAGUGAACACCCAAAGGCUUCUAAAAGAGAACAGCUCCAUUUGUACAUGGCUAAUAGAACUAGGAAGUAGCGCGCUGGAGUGUUGGGGAAACACUGCGAGUUUGUAAUGAUUUCAACUCUUUCAUGUUUAUGUCUUCUUCUCUCUGUCUGUUUUACACAUUUAUAGAGAUGGAGCUCUCCUCCAUCUUAUGUGUGGAGAUCAAACAGCCAUAAUUCAGGUUCGAUUGGGUGUGUGUGCGUGUGUGUGUUGCUCCGUGUACAUGAGGCCUGAUUGUGUGUCUGGCUGCGGACUGCGCCAUUGCUGCUUGUCACGUUGCAGGGUGAUGCGGUGUGGUGGGUGUGUGUUGUGGUAAGGGGUGUGGGGUGGUGCAGGGCUGGGGCGGUGGGCCUGUGGAUCCAGUGAGAGUUCAUGUUAAUGAAGGGGUCUGGCUAAGGCUCAGGCUCUAGCAGGACUCUAAUGGGGCUCUGCUCUGGGCUGCAGCCUGCUGGGUAGGCUCCCAGGGUGUAGGGCUGCAGCCUGCUGGUUAGGCUCCCAGGGUGUAGGGCUGCAGCCUGCUGGGUAGGCUCCCAGGGUGUAGGGCUGCAGUUCUAGUAUACACAUACACACACUCUAGUACACAUACAGUGGGGAAAAAAAGUAUUUAGUCAGCCACCAAUUGUGCAAGUUCUCCCACUUAAAAAGAUGAGAGAGGCCUGUAAUUUUCCUCAUAGGUACACGUCAACUAUGACAGACAAAUUGAGAAUUAUCUUUCCAGAAAAUCACAUUGUAGGAUUUUUAAUGAAUUUAUUUGCAAAUUAUGGUGGAAAAUAAGUAUUUGGUCACCUACAAACAAGCAAGAUUUCUGGCUCUCACAGACCUGUAACUUCUUCUUUAAGAGGCUCCUCUGUCCUCCACUCGUUACCUGUAUUAAUGGCACCUGUUUGAACUUGUUAUCAGUAUAAAAGACACCUGUCCACAACCUCAAACAGUCACACUCCAAACUCCACUAUGGCCAAGACCAAAGAGCUGUCAAAGGACACCAGAAACAAAAUUGUAGACCUUCACCAGGCUGGGAAGACUGAAUCUGCAAUAGGUAAGCAGCUUGGUUUGAAGAAAUCAACUGUGGGAGCAAUUAUUAGGAAAUGGAAGACAUACAAGACCACUGAUAAUCUCCCUCGAUCUGGGGCUCCACGCAAGAUCUCACCCCGUGGGGUCAAAAUGAUCACAAGAACGGUGAGCAAAAAUCCCAGAACCACACGGGGGGACCUAGUGAAUGACCAGCAGAGAGCUGGGACCAAAGUAACAAAGCCUACCAUCAGUAACACACUACGCCGCCAGGGACUAAAAUCCUGCAGUGCCAGACGUGUCCCCCUGCUUAAGCCAGUACAUGUCCAGGCCCGUCUGAAGUUUGCUAGAGUGCAUAUGGAUGAUCCAGAAGAGGAUUGGGAGAAUGUCAUAUGGUCAGAUGAAACCAAAAUAUAACUUUUUGGUAAAAACUCAACUCGUCGUGUUUGGAGGACAAAGAAUGCUGAGUUACAUCCAAAGAACACCAUACCUACUGUGAAGCAUGGGGGUGGAAACAUCAUGCUUUGGGGCUGUUUUUCUGCAAAGGGACCAGGACAACUGAUCCGUGUAAAGGAAAGAAUGAAUGGGGCCAUGUAUCGUGAGAUUUUGAGUGAAAACCUCCUUCCAUCAGCAAGGGCAUUGAAGAUGAAACGUGGCUGGGUCUUUCAGCAUGACAAUGAUCCCAAACACACCGCCCGGGCAACGAAGGAGUGGCUUCGUAAGAAGCAUUUAAAAGGUCCUGGAGUGGCCUAGCCAGUCUCCAGAUCUCAACCCCAUUGAAAAUCUUUGGAGGGAGCUGAAAGUCCUUGUUGCCCAGCGACAGCCCCAAAACAUCACUGCUCUAGAGGAGAUCUGCAUGGAGGAAUGGGCCAAAAUACCAGCAACAGUGUGUGAAAACCUUGUGAAGACUUACAGAAAACGUUUGACCUGUGUCAUUGGCAACAAAGGGUAUAUAACAAAGUAUUGAGAAACUUUUUGUUAUUGACCAAAUACUUAUUUUCCACCAAAAUUUGCAAAUAAAUUCAUUAAAAAUCCUACAAUGUGAUUUUCUUGAUUUUUUUCCCCUCAUUUUGUCUGUCAUAGUUGACGUGUACCUAUGAUGAAAAUGACAGGCCUCUCUCAUCUUUUUAAGUGGGAGAACUUGCACAAUUGGUGGCUGACUAAAUACUUUUUUCCCCCACUGUAUACACACACUCUAGUACACACACUCUAGUACACACAUACACACACUCUAGUACACGCAUACACACACAGGCCUGUACACUCACACACACAUUAUCGGAUGCAUUUAAAGAUUCAUACAAUCACACAUGCUCUGUACAACACACACACACACACACUCUCAUGGACCUGCGAAUAGGGGGCUGCUAAUGGCUUCCAGUGGGAGAUGGGGAGAGCAGGGUUUUAUCCCUUAAGUGUAGAAGACUUAAUCAGACAGAAUGGCCGGGGGCCAGCAGCAGGACUGUGCGGCCCGCCCCUCCUGGCCAGGGGAGCGGCUCCACACACAUUACGUAUUCUGUGUCUACCUCUCCUGCAGACGGCUGCAGUGGAGCUGGGCCCAGGUGAAACCACUCUCCUUUACAUUUCCUUCUGUUAGAUUGUUCAUUAUCCGAUCUGCAUAUUGAAGCAGCCUUUCAUCUCUCUCUCUCUCUAUCUAUCCUUUCUUUCUUUCUGUAUGUGUCUAGCACUGGACCUGUGUUCUACAGUGUACUAACAGAAGGUCUAGGACAGGGUUUCCCAAACUCUGUCCUCGGACCCCAAGGGGUGCACGUUGUGGUUUUUGCCCUAGCACUACACAGCUGAUUCAAAUAAUCAACUAAUCAUCAAGAUUUGAUCAUUUGAACCGGCUGUGUAGUGUUAGGGUAAAAACCAAAACGUGCACCCCUUGGGGUCCCAAGGACCGAGUUUGUGAAACGCUGGUCUAGAACAUGACUGCAGACUGAGGCUAUCUUUACUGUCUUUACUGCCUAUACCGGAACAUUCUCUUUGUCAAUGCAAGGCACUCCCUGGGGUGUGUGUUUGGGGUUGUAUGAAGAGGCUGUGUGAGGUAGGCUCUUUGUCUGAUAGGGGGUCUGGGUGUGUUCCCCGAGGUCCCCGGCACCUUGUUUGCUUUCUGUGGAGGAGCACACGCAUCAUUCCUUGGAUAAAUAAAAGCGCUCAUUUAGAAAGGGCACGUUUGGAACACAGCGUUGUUCUCCCAUCCCCCCUAUUGGCACAGGGGCUUUUGUCUGGUAAAUUCACGCUCGCUAUUUGUGAUGUCGUCGAGAGUGGUCUCGUUUGAUCUCUACCCUCGUGCCAUUCGCUGCUAUGCUGAUUGCUGUGUUGCCGACAGCAACGCUACCCUAGCUACAUUAGCUUGUGUGUCAUAAUGUUGCAGCUUAACACUGCUUAACGGGCCCAGAAAUGCAAAUAGCAGCACGCGCUCCCACCGCCAGAGCAGCAAUUAACAGAGGAGUAAUUUCAAUAAUAUAGAAUGGUGUCAAGGAUUGGGUGUGUGUGUGUUUGUGUGUGCCCCUUUGGGGAGCUGUGUUUUUUCUAUCUCUUAAAUAAUAGUUUAAAGAGGGAGGCAGCGGGAGAGGAGCCUGCCCCUGCAAUUCUGGGAGCUAGGAGUUGUUAACCCCUCUCUACCUGGCUCACAUACUCUCAGCUCAAUACUGACAGGUGUUUAGAGAGGGUAGGGGACUGUUAUAGUGGAACGGUCUGGGAGGAACACCAAUACUGAGUACGAUCAGUCUGUAACUUAGGUUAUGAUUUGUGGAAAUGGUCCCAGUUGGUGAAAGAGGGGCUAAAUCACACCUCAGUAGUGUGUGGACUGAGAGGGGAGGGGAGGAGGGCAAAAGGGGAUCCCGUUCUGGUUGUUGAGUUAUAGGUAUCAGUUUCCCAUUUCUCUCACAGCCCCGGUGUGUGUUUUGGCAAAGGCUGGUCAGUGUAAGUAGGAAACAGAGGGUAUCCAAGGUAACCUAUUGAAACAUGUUGGAGUCAUUAGACCACCCGUUCCUCUCACAGGGCUGUUUUACUGUAGGUUAAUGAUGAUGUCACAGAGCUUCUGAGGGAAUUUAAAAACAGGGGAGGGACCAACUGUGUAUAAAGUAGUACUGUAUAUACUUCUCCUACCUUACAUUCUCUCUCUGCUACAUACUCCCACUCUCUCUGCCUCUGUUUAGCAGUCUCCCCCCUCCACUACUCUCCCACUCUCUCUACCUCCCGCUGGCUUCAGGGUUCACAUGAACAGUGCACGGUACACAUGGGAUGCAGGCAGGGAGAGUAAAUCUGGAAAUAAAUAAAUAUAUCCUCUCUGCUAAUGAAGACGAGCAAUUCCCCACGGUCAAAUGCUUUUAUUAGAAUGGUGUUUUUAUCUCUUUCUAAUGAUCGUUUUCUUUAUCUCCCCCUUCUCUUUUUCUUUCUCUGUCUGUUUCUCUUGCUUUGUUUGUCUGCCUGGUGAUCGUGGUGUGAGGUCUGUCUCUAUCCUCCACUGGCUCUUUUCAGAGUGUGUUUCUGGUAAUGUGGGCUCGGUCUCGCCCCCAGGACCAAUCGCUCCGGGAAACAUCUGUAUCCCGUCCUGUGUCCACAUCUCUAGGGCCAAGCCCCAAACCCCGGCCCGUCAGCACUGGCAUUCCCCUCCUUUUCCCCCUUUCCUGACCAUGCCUCUCCAUAGCAACAAGACGGUGUAUGGUUCAGUGUAUAGUGUGAGCAUCUGCAUUGCCUCUGAACUCUAUCCGAGUGAUUGCCUUCUGCAUUCUUAAAUGUAGUGGAAUGGAAUCUAAAUAAUGGUUAGAAAAAAGAAUCUGGCAACAUUUGGAGAUUAAUCAUUCCAGGAAAGCCCAGACCGAUCAAUAGGUGUCUGUGUAAUCUCCACAAUCUCUAAAUGAGGUUUUUAAAGCGGGUAAUGAUCCUGUCCGCUUCCAUCAGAGAUGGAUGGUUUUUCUGCAAUACACCCAGUGCACUAUAGCUCUGUGUGGGAGGCUGGGGUCUGGUAGUGCCCCGAGCUUCACUUGUUUUUGCUGGGGAGCUGUGUGUACAGUUGUGUGUAUGGAUGGGGUUGCUGUGUGCUGUUGCCUGCAGGUUAGCUGAGCACAGUAGUACUUGGUAGUUGUGUUUGUAAAAAGAACCAUCUCACCUCUUCUCCUCUACCCUGCUCUGCUCUCCUCUCUGCCUGACUACACUUUAAUAUUCCCGCUCUAAUGAAGCGCUAAAUGGAGGAUGAGUGGAGCCCUGAUUGGGUGUAAUUUAGCGCUUUUCCUCCUCCACUGGGAAAGCAGUGUCUUUAGGAAUGAACAGGUCCACUGCAGGCUAGACCUAUUUAAAGAAGAUCAACUGACUGUAGACUUUGACCGCCGUUUGUAUUGGAUCUAGCAUGUGUUAUGACACAGUGGGGUUUAGACUGUGUCCUCGUUCCUAAGAAAAUGCCUCAUUGGGCGUGACAAAUUGUAUUUUUUCCCCAAAUAGUAUAAUUCCUGUAUAUGACAGUCCAAAUAGUGAGACCCUAGAAUCCCUCCCCAGCACCUGAUGUAUGAGCCAUGGGCUGCAGACAACUCCUGGAGUUCAGUAAAUGUCCUCUAGGAGGAUCUAAGAGCAGGAUGGGCUCAUACAUACUACAGUCCAAAUGGCACCUUGGUCCAGACCCAGCCCACAGUUUCCCCCAAACACGCCGGAAGAGUGAUCUCUCCUCAGAAACACCCAAAGAGAGGUAACUCUCUGAGUCUUCUGUACUAUGGGAAUACUCCACGAAUGGUGAAAAGGUACUACUGAGAGACACUGUCGAGAGAGAGUCUGAGCUGCCAAAUGGCAGCGCUUCAGCUUGAGCAAAGUCCUGGCUACCUCAGGGAAAAGAAAGAGAAAUAGAGAGGAAUAGUGAGAGAUGGAGAGAGAUGUUAUGGUGCAGGACCAGAGUUGACCCCAGUCUUCCAGGGGUUUUAGCUCUAGGCCAUCAGCAACAAGGCCAGUCCACUCGGAGUCUGGAGUCUGGACUGGGCCUUCUGGCCGACACACUGGUCCCAGCUCUGGAUAUCUGGAUCGCACUCAUGAAAUGAACAUGGGAUGGUUGAAGAAUGGAAAACAGGGUCUGUUGCCCUUGGCUUUGUCGGGGAAUAUGAAAUAGAGUCCACUCUGACCACCCUGCUGAGUUCUGCCUGGACAGACCAAGAGCAUGAUGGGAAAAUGCACUGGCCACUGCAUCGUCCAAUCUGCACACUCAGCCCAAUAGGAGGAGUAUAUCAUUUUUUUCUGGAAUGGGUCUGUAAGUAUUUAGGUGUGGUAUUAGCUUUUCUUUUUCCUCAACUUUAUUUAAACUUAGGUGGGGAAUUCACACAUUUACAAAAAAACUCAAAAGUGUCUACAUACUAGCUCUGGGAAUUAUUUUUACCUCAUCCUCACCCUAAUAAAGAAAACAGUUUUGAUUUAUGUCAGGUUGUUUUCGUGGCUUCCACUGGACUGGUGUUGGCCCAUACCCUGGGCCAUGGGGUUGAGGGUGGUGGGGGGAAGGAGGGGGGGGCGUAGAGGGGAAGGAGGAGGGUGGGGGGGUAGAGGGAAAGGGGGGGGGGGGGGGCGUAGAGGGGAAGGAGGGGGGGGGGUCCUCAUUGUGUCCUGACUACUGCCAUUUCCUGUUUGUGUGCCAGCGGAGCUUCCUUCCUCUGCAGUGCCCAGGAAAACCUUCAUCACACAUUCCUGUUCUGAUCUGGUUGUUGUUGUUACAUAUAUCGCACCUCUGAAAUUAGUACAUGAAAACAAAACAAGGAGACCACAUUCACAGGCACACGGGCACACGGGCACACAGUCACUCAGGAUAGACAGACAGACAGGGGACCCUUUAUGUUUUCUCCCACCAACCACCCAGCUAAUGAAUGAUUGAACACUUAUUUUGAGGUCUACCUUUGUGUGUUUUUAAGGCAUUGUCAUGUGGAUUCAGAUAAACCAACAAAAUGAUGUAAUCCUACAGAUACUGUAUGUAUUUCUAAGCAUCCCUCUCUUUUGUCUUUCUCUCCUUCUCUCUCUCCCCCUCUCUCUAGCGGUAGAAGAAGGCGAGUCGUCGGAGUUUGCAGGGAACUGGGAUUCAUCGUCCGUCCAAACAGGUAUCUGCUUUGUUAUUGGAAGGGUGCAGCCUGCCAGGCAGCUGUCAGAUCCGACACACAGAUUAGAUUCUAUAUGUCACAUUCCAGCUCUGCCGCCAGACGACCCAUUGAAUGGGAAUCUCUAA
Molecule: messenger RNA, 8144 nt
Organism: Coregonus sp. 'balchen'
Lineage: Eukaryota; Metazoa; Chordata; Actinopteri; Salmoniformes; Salmonidae
Source: the annotation of a GenBank genome assembly